AUGGCCACGGCGAGCCAGUGCACCGUCUACGCCGACUAUGGCGCACGCCCGCGCACCGUCACGUACAGCGACUUCCCUGCCUUCGUGUACCUGGUGGCGGCGACCUCCAUUGCCACAUUGCUAGAGGCGGUAGCCCUGUUCCUCAGCUGGAGGAUGAAGUGCAAGAGCAAGAAAUCCUGGAGGGUGCUCAUCAUGCUGCUCCUCGGCGCCGUCGUCCCCGCGCUGCUCUACACGUCAGCCGGCGCGGCGUUCGCUGUCGGCUGGGACAUCUCCUACUACUUGGAGCCCAGCGGGCGGCGCUUCAGCGUCUGCCGCAGCAGCGUCGGCGACAGCUUCUGCGGGCGGGUGCACGUGUCCAUGUGGCUCGCGCUCGGCGCUGCCGUGGCUGUGUCCAUUGCUGAGUUCCUGACCACGUUCCGGUGGUGCCAUGGCGGUGGAUCGGGAUCAGACUCCGGCUGUGACUCGGACUCGGAUUCGGAGUCCGUAUGUGGGCAUGGGUGCCAUUGCAAGCAUUAG
This is a messenger RNA of Miscanthus lutarioriparius, 516 nucleotides long. Lineage: Eukaryota; Viridiplantae; Streptophyta; Magnoliopsida; Poales; Poaceae. The record is from the annotation of a GenBank genome assembly.